UACUUCCAUCAACCAAACAAUCCAACCCAAAUAAAAAAAGUUCAACUCUCUCAAACUACUCCCAGAGAUAACCCUUCAACGGUCGUGAAUAGCCGCCAACUACUCAUCGGAGAAGAAGAAGCAAUAAUGGAGCCGGAGAUCGACGUCCCAUCCUUCUUCCUCUGCCCCAUCUCCCUCCAAAUCAUGAAGGAUCCGGUCACCGUCCCCACCGGCAUCACCUACGACCGCGACAGCAUCGAGCGCUGGCUCUCCUCCUCCUCCGCCGCCACGUGUCCCGUCACCAAUCAGCCCAUCCCGCCGGACGCCGACCUCACCCCCAACAUCAUCCUCCGCCGCCUCAUCCAGUCAUGGUGCACCCUCAACGCCUCCCACGGCUUCGAACGCAUCCCCACCCCUAAACCUCCCGUCACUAAAGCCCAAAUCUCGAAGCUCAUCCACUCCGCCGCCACAUCCUCAUCCCCACAUUACCACCAGGUCAAAUGCCUGAGGCAGCUCAGGUCUCUCGCAAAAGAGAGCGAGGCCAACCGGCGGUGCAUCGAGCAGGCCCCGGGAGUGGUCGACUUCCUGGCCUCGAUCGUGGUCGACUUCAACCACGACGUGGAGCUGGACUGCAUCGAGCAGUUCGGCUCCAGUCCCUGCGACGAGGCGCUCAGCCUCCUACACGGGCUCCAGAUCUCGGAGCCCGCGCUGAAGGCUCUGGUGAACAGGAACUGCGAGUUUAUCAACUCGCUGACGCGAGUCAUGCAGCGGGGGACGUACGAGUCUCGCGCAUACGCUGUCCUGAUUUCCAGGUCAGCCUUCCGCGUGGCGGACCCGCUCCGAAUCAUCGGGGUCCGGGCCGGGUUCCUCGCGGAGGUGGUCCAGAUGGUCAGGGACCGCGUGUCGAGGCAGGCGACCAAAGCCGCACUGGGGCUCCUGGUCGAGCUGUGCCCGUGGGGCCGGAACCGCGUCAAGGCGGUGGAGUCCGGGGCGGUUCCGGCCCUCGUCGACCUGCUCCUCGACUCCCCGUCGGAGUCGGAGAGCAGGCGGGCCUGCGAGCUGGCGCUCGCGGCGCUGGACGUGCUGUGCCAAUGCGCGGAAGGGAGGGCGGAGCUUCUUAAGCACGCGGCGGGGCUGGCGGUGGUGAGCAAGAAGAUACUGCGGGUGUCGACGGCGGCGACGGAGAAGGCGGUGAGGAUCUUGCUGUCAGUGGGGAAGUCGUCGGCGACGGCGGCCGUGUUGCAGGAGAUGCUGCAGAUCGGCGUGGUGGCGAAGCUGUGCUUGGUGCUGCAGGUGGAGAGCAGCGCGAGGGCGAAGGAUAAGGCGAGAGAGAUUCUGAGGCUGCACGCCCGUGUUUGGAGGAGCUCGCCUUGUGUGCCGGCGACUUUGCUCUGUUCUUAUCCGGCGGCGGCCUGAGAUUCCAUUUGGAAAAGAAGUACAGAUUCAGUAUAAGAUUAAGAUUGGUAGUCAAAUUAUUAUAGGAACCAUAUCAAUUUUUCUUCUUCUACAUAAAAUUGACCAUAUCUCGGAUGUACAGAUUUAUACAGAAACAGGGCAUAAAAUUGUGCCUUCCUCAAUGAACACAUACUUUUUUUUUCCUGAAGGGAAGAUUCAUACUUCGUUUGUUCUUUGGAUUAUAUGAAUUUUGAGGAAAGAUUCGAAUAAUGAUCUAUCUAUAAUCCUAAUUGUAAACUGGAUUCAAACGAGUUGAUUGUCAUUCUUUCAAAAUCAAUCAGAUUGUCAUUCUUUCAAAAUCAAUUUUUCACGGCCAUUGUGAUUUCUCGAUCACUAGGGUUUGUCAUUAAUAAGAUGAAAUAUUGUAU
Molecule: messenger RNA, 1802 nt
Organism: Linum trigynum
Lineage: Eukaryota; Viridiplantae; Streptophyta; Magnoliopsida; Malpighiales; Linaceae
Source: the annotation of a GenBank genome assembly